This is a messenger RNA of Penicillium samsonianum, 1704 nucleotides long. Its product is annotated as serine hydrolase domain-containing protein. Bases 1 to 1704 code for a protein of 567 amino acids. The transcript is spliced from 4 exons. NCBI's taxonomy places the organism in Eukaryota, Fungi, Ascomycota, Eurotiomycetes, Eurotiales, Aspergillaceae. The record is from RefSeq and is a predicted model, not a curated record.
AUGACACUUUGUCCGCUGUUGCUGGUGCUUUGCGCUGCCCUCACAAACGCUGUCCACCUCUGUCCCCUCCUUGGACCUAGCUGGCCUGCUCCAACACAUCUCCCCGACGAUCCCACGGUCCAAUCGGCGCUGCAGAACAUUACCACGACUAUUCAGGAUGCUAUCAGGGCUGGAAAUUUCUCUGGAAAUUCCCUGUCUUUACAGAUAUUUGACACAAGCAGUUCCCGUUCAUUGCUUACUUUGUCCCACACGGCCGAGGCUAUCAAUACCACCAUUGGCGUGAGCGAGGUUGACGAGAACACGGUUUUCCGCAUUGGCAGCGCCUCCAAGAUUUUCACUAUGCUUCUGCUUCUGAUUGAAGACGGUUUCAAUAUCUUGCAAGACCCGGUUGCUAAGUACAUUCCUGAAAUUCAGGCGGCCGUUGUUGAUCUUCUCCGGAAUUCCACCAAAAGACGUGACGGGAUCAACUUUACCAAGUGGAAUGAAGUGACGGUUGGAGAGCUGGCGAGCUACUUGGCUGGUAUAGCAAGAGACUAUGGUAUCCUUGACCUCACUGAGCAAGCUCCUUUGCUUGAGUCAUUAGGAUUUCCUACCCUGCCCCCGGCGCAGAUUCCGCCCUGCGGUGUGCCGAAUCCCUGCAGCAGAAAGCAGUUCUUCAAUGGGUUACUCCAGGCCCAUCCUAUUGUCCCUACAUCCUCGACACCAAUCUACUCCAAUGCUGGCUUUCAGAUCCUUGGAUAUGUCCUAGAGGCGAUAGCUGGCAAAGACUUCGAGAAAGUAUUAAAGAAGGAUCUUAUCAAGCCACUGAAUCUGACUCACACAUUCUAUAACACGCCCAGCACAUCGCUCGGUGUUAUCCCUAUUUCGCAGGGCGAAUACUGGUGGAAUUUCAAUAUUGGCGAAGAGGCACCUGCUGGUGGAAUCUACUCAUCCGCAAAGGACAUGUCAAUCUUUGGUCGCGCCAUUCUCAACAGCACUCUUCUUCCCCGGUCAAUCACAAGACGGUGGAUGAAACCGCUCACUCACACAUCAUCCCUGGGUUACGCUGUUGGCGCGCCAUGGGAGAUCCUGUCAUUCGGCGACGAGCGCCCGAUUGAUCUCUACACCAAGUCAGGAGACAUCGGCACAUACUCAUCUGCGCUAGCUCUGGACCCAGAUCACGGCGCUGGCUUUAUAAUCCUCGGGGCUGGUAGCAACACCCACGUGUCUAUUGCCCUCGCCUCGGAUCUCGUUUCUGCAAGCAUGCUCCCCGCACUUGAACAAGCUGCCAAGAACCAAGCGUACGAGCGUUUUGCAGGAAGAUACGCUCUGAGCACCGGAAACUCCUCGAUCACCAUCACCACAGACGACGGACCUGCUCUAGUUGUCACGAGCUGGUUCAACAACGGAACUGACAUGUUCCCAGGCUACAUGGCCCUGAACGGCAUCUCCAAUCCCUCGCAGCUCAGCAUCCGCCUGUAUCCGACUGGACUCGAGAGUCCAGGACAGAUUUCCUUCCGGGCUGUAAUCCCGCUAACGCUGCCGGCUGGAAUUGGGCCAUUCACCUCAUCCUGCAUUACCUGGGUGACUGUUGAUUCGCAGAGAUACGGCAACGUGGGAAUUGACGAGUUUGUCUUUAACUUGGAUGAGAAUGGCAAUGCGGUUAGCGUUUCUCCUAGGGUGCUGCGCACUGUUCUUCCAAUUACUAGUAGCUCCGAUAGUUAA